CAAUUCCAUUCUUUCUAUAUAUUAUCACUCGCUCACUCCCGUUAAAAUUCACCGCCACCAUCACCAAUUCAUUCUCAUACAUUCCUUCUUCUUCUUCUUCUUCUUCUUCUUUCACAAUCACAAUGGCGCGAGUGGAUCUGGAUGGUAACCCCAUCAAGCCACUUACGAUCUGCAUGAUCGGCGCUGGCGGGUUCAUCGGGUCGCACCUCUGCGAGAAGCUCAUGUCCGAAACCCCUCACACCGUCCUCGCCCUCGACGUCUACAGCGACAAGAUCAAACACCUCCUGGAUCCCGCCGAUUCCCCCCUCCCUUGGGCUGGCCGCAUCACCUUCCACCGCCUCAACAUCAAACACGACUCUCGCCUCGAAGGCCUCAUCAAGAUGGCAGAUCUCACUAUUAAUCUGGCUGCGAUUUGCACUCCCGCGGAUUACAACACUCGCCCUCUCGACACCAUUUACAGCAAUUUCAUCGACGCGCUCCCCGUGGUGAAAUACUGUUCCGAGAACAACAAGCGCCUUAUCCAUUUCUCCACUUGCGAAGUGUACGGGAAAACGAUUGGAGCCUUUCUCCCUAAAGAUAGUCCUCUUCGCAAGGAUCCGGCAUACUAUGUUCUUAAAGAAGACGAAUCUCCUUGCAUUUUUGGUUCUAUCGAGAAGCAGAGGUGGUCUUAUGCAUGUGCAAAACAGUUGAUUGAGAGGCUGAUUUUUGCUGAGGGUGCUGAAAAUGGCUUGGAGUUCACAAUUGUAAGGCCAUUUAACUGGAUUGGACCUCGAAUGGAUUUCAUUCCUGGGAUUGAUGGUCCAAGUGAGGGUGUUCCUCGGGUUCUUGCUUGCUUUAGCAAUAAUCUUCUCCGAGGAGAGCCCCUCAAGCUUGUGGACGGUGGCCAGUCCCAGAGAACCUUCAUUUACAUUAAAGAUGCUAUUGAAGCUGUCUUGUUGAUGAUUGAAAACCCUGCCAGGGCCAAUGGCCACAUAUUUAAUGUGGGCAACCCUAACAAUGAGGUCACUGUUAGGCAGCUUGCUGAAAUAAUGAUUCAGGUUUACUCAAAGGUAAGUGGAGAACAAACUGCUGAAACACCUACCAUUGAUGUGAGCUCAAAAGAAUUUUAUGGUGAGGGAUAUGAUGACAGUGACAAGAGAAUCCCUGACAUGACCAUAAUAAACAAGCAGCUUGGAUGGAAUCCUAAGACUUCACUUUGGGACCUGCUUGAAUCCACUCUGACAUAUCAGCACAGGACAUAUGCUGAAGCCGUUAAGAAAGUCAUUGCAAAACCCCUCGCAAGUUAAGCUUUUACAGUGAUGGUGAUGUGCUACCUUUGAGAAGGGGUGUUCUUGCCCAAGUGUUCUGCCAUAUUUUACUGGUUGGUUUUAUAUAAAAUCGCAAAUUUUCCUCCUUUUGGUUUCGUUAGCCAGUAGGCAAUAUAGCCCACAUAAGCCCCAAUGCCUUGGUGUAUGUUCCUGGAGAAGUAGGAAUUUAUAUAUAGGGCAAUCUGUGCUGCUAUGUAAUUUUAAUGUAGAGACCAUGCGCUGCUAAACAUGAUGUUGAGGCACUUUAUAUACUAGGGAAGACGUUUUUUCUGUGUUUUUAGGGAUCUCUCGAUUCAUUGCUUUGUUGUCUUUCCAGAUCAGCUGUAAGUUGUAUCAUUCUGUUUGACCUUAAGCCAUGUGUUCUAAAUAAUUGUCAUUAAUUUAUACUAUGGAUAUUUUUUGUUACUAAA
Messenger RNA from Glycine soja, 1717 nucleotides. RefSeq names its product UDP-D-apiose/UDP-D-xylose synthase 2-like. The coding region runs from base 123 to 1286 and encodes 387 amino acids. The record is from RefSeq and is a predicted model, not a curated record. The transcript is spliced from 9 exons. NCBI's taxonomy places the organism in Eukaryota, Viridiplantae, Streptophyta, Magnoliopsida, Fabales, Fabaceae. Gene Ontology annotation, molecular function: carboxy-lyase activity.